Molecule: messenger RNA, 1915 nt
Organism: Schizophyllum commune H4-8
Lineage: Eukaryota; Fungi; Basidiomycota; Agaricomycetes; Agaricales; Schizophyllaceae
Exons: 14
Coding region: 32-1810 (592 amino acids)
Molecular function (GO): FAD binding
Source: RefSeq, a predicted model, not a curated record
CUCAAAUUUUAUCGCCCGCCUUUCCACCACUAUGAGGGGAUCUUCCAUUGAUGUCCUCAUCAUCGGCGCUGGUCCGUCAGGGCUCAUGGCAGCCACUGCUCUCAAGCGCGCUGGAAUCGACGUUCGGAUCGUGGAUAAGAGACCGCAAGGAAUAUUGGCCGGGCAAGCCGAUGGCAUUCAGCCACGGACGUCAGAAAUUUUGCAGACCUACGGCCUGGCCGACGAGCUCUUCCGACAAGGCUGCCAGCUGCGUGUAACGGCCUUCUUCAAUCCAUCAACAGAGAGUGACGGAAUUGAACUUAGCGGCCGGAUGCCUACAGUGACGGCCCCAGAUGCACGGUACCCGUACAUCUUGACUCUUCACCAAGCCGCCAUAGAGAAGAUCUUUCAAGACGCAAUGCGCUCCAUGGGCGUGGAAGUCGAGCGUUCAGUUGUCCCGACGUCGCUGGAUAUUGUGGAGGAGUCAAUGAAGGAAUCAGAGGCCUAUGCGGUAAAGGUGUGCCUCGCAUCUGCCGACUCUGCCGAUGUGAUCCCCAACGAGGUUGUCAGUGCCCGCUUUGUGAUUGGGACCGAUGGCGCACGCUCGUGGACCCGCAAAGCCCUCGGCAUCAUUCUGGAAGGCGAACAAACUGACCUCUAUUGGGGCGUCAUCGACUUCGUGGCCGACACCGACUUUCCGGACAUACGCAAUCAAUGUAUGAUCCACACGCAUUACGGUUCGAUCUUGGUUAUCCCCAGGGAGGGGGACUUGGUUCGCUUGUACGUGCAAAUGAACAAGGAAGUGCUGGACUUGGACGAAGCGGGCGACUUCAACAGGUCCAAGAUGAGUCCGGAACAGUUACUUGAGGCAGCAAGGCUGCGCUUUCGUCCCUACUACCUUAACCUCAAGGACCCCGAAGCAGGUUAUCAUUGGUGGACCAUCUAUCGCAUCGGCCAACGUGUCGCAAACAAGUACGGCGUGCACGAGCGGGUGUUCCUGGCUGGCGAUGCGACGCAUACGCAUUCACCCAAAGCAGGGCAAGGUAUGAAUGCUGGGAUAUGCGAUGCUCAUAAUCUGGCCUGGAAGAUUGCCCAGGUCCUCCACGGACAUGCAGACUUAAGUCUGUUGAAGACGUACGAACUUGAGCGCCGGACAUUUGCGCAGAGCCUAAUCGCCUUCGACAAGGAGUACGCAACGCUCUUCAGUACCGCCGGCAUCACGCACGAAGAGUUCUUGCGGGCGCACAGUAGCUUCAGCCCCUUCAUCAGCGGCAUGGACUUCACCUAUCCUACCUCAGCGAUAACCCGCCAGACGCAUCAGGAUUAUGCGAAAGGCCUCAUUAUCGGUAGACCUGUUCCCCCUCACGCCUUCCUCCGUGUGGCAGAUGCCAGGCCGGUGAACAUCCAAGAUAUGCUGCCUGCCAACGGGAAAUUCAAGAUCCUCGUCUUCGCCGGCGAAUAUUCCCGGGCUGACUUCCUCGCAGACCUUCAACAGUUCGCCGAGGGGCUCGUCAAUUUACUGGCCAAGUAUGGGGGAGCUUCUGACUCCAGGCUGAUGGACAUGGCCACCGUCUUGGCGGGUAAACAAGACCCGGCAUGUCUCCUGCAGAUACCGUCCACCCUGAGGCCUCACUGGGCGCAAGUCGUAGUCGAUGAUGAUGUAGAUGUUCAUGGUCAUAGUGCAGGUGGAGGAUAUAAGAAGUUUGGCAUUGAAUCAUCGCGAGGAGCAGCUGUCGUCGUCCGCCCAGACUCAUUUGUGGGGGCAGUCGCGCCUCUGCAGGGUAUCAACGCGCUCACUGAAUAUUUUGAUUGCUUCUGGAAGCCCUCCUAGCUCUGACGAAGAGACAAUGCAUGUAGCAAUUGCUAGAAUAUGAGUGGGGGGUAUGGCCGCAAGCGGCGUGGGCCGAACCUUUAGGUACGUCGGGAAUGGCAGCAG